AUGGUGCUGCUGACACGCAACCAACAGAGCCCAGCAGCACAGCAGAUACAACUGGAAAAAUCGAGCAGUUUGUACAGGUUAACUCCGAUGCUCGACGAAUUCGGGAUCCUCAGAAUGGACGGACGUAUCACAGCUGCUCCGAACGUGAACGAAUGCGUGAAGUUUCCAAUUAUCCUUCCUAGGAAACACAGAUUUACUUACCUUCUGUUAAACGAUUACCAUCGAAGAUUCCGCCAUCGUAAUCUGGAAACGGUGGUAAAUGAGGUGCGUCAGCAAUUUUACAUUCCACAGCUGAGAGUUGCCGUGAAGCAGGUCACGAAAUCCUGUCAGUGGUGCAAAACGGUCAGAGCAGAGCUGUGUAUUCCUCGGAUGGCCCAAUUACCAGCUGCACGGCUGGCGUCGUUUCAAAGACUGUUUACGCACACGGGCCUAGAUCUUUUCGGACCACUUCUGGUUAAGAUUGGCAGGAGCUAUACGAAGCGGUGGAUUGCAGUCUUCACCUGUCUCACAAUACGUGCUGUCCACGUCGAGGUGGUGCACAGCCUCAGCACCAGAUCAUGCGUCGAGGCCAUUCGUAGGUUCGUUGUCCGCCGUGGAUCACCAGCUACGAUAUAUUCGGAUAACGGGACCAAUUUCCGAGAAGCGAGCCGACUGCUGCAGGAUCAGAUCGAGCAACUAGCAGCCACCUUCACGAGCAGUUCAACGAAAUGGAUCUUCAUUCCACCCGGCACUCCUCACAUGGGGGGUGCAUGGAAGCGCAUGGUGCGCUCCAUUAAAACGGCCAUAGAUGCUGCUUACAGCAGUCACGGGAAGCUGAACGACGAGACGUUAGCAACACUGGUAGUAGAAGCUGAAGGAAUCGUAAACAGCCGUCCAUUAACAUAUUUGCCGAUUCCGUCCGAGGAGAGCGAAGCAUUGGCUCCGAAUCAUUUUUUACUGGGAAGUUCGAGCAGAGUUCGCCUGCAAGCAGAAGCGGAUGACUCUGCAGCAGACUUGCAAUUGUCAUUUUCACAAAUCCAACUGCAUCUGAAUACAUUCUGGAGAAGAUGGUUGCGGGAGUACCUGCCGACCCUGAACAAACGCACGAAAUGGUUUGGGGACGUAAGACCGGUAGCUGCAGGUGAUCUGGUAGUGAUCGUCGAUGAGUCAACUAGGAACAAAUGGGAGCGUGGUCGGAUUCUUGAGGUCAUCAGAGGAAGCGAUGGGAGGAUUCGCCAGGCUAUAGUUCAAACUGCGAGGGGGUUGAUUCGUAGAUCUGUGAGUAAAUUGGCAGUCUUGGAGGUAAAUGGUGGAUGUAAAACUGAGUCAGAUGAUCAGUGUUACGCGGGGGAGGAUGUUGGUACUGGCAACACGGCAUGA
Messenger RNA from Toxorhynchites rutilus septentrionalis, 1359 nucleotides. RefSeq lists its product as uncharacterized. Gene Ontology annotation, molecular function: nucleic acid binding. The transcript has a single exon. Lineage: Eukaryota; Metazoa; Arthropoda; Insecta; Diptera; Culicidae. The record is from RefSeq and is a predicted model, not a curated record. Gene Ontology annotation, biological process: DNA integration. The coding region runs from base 1 to 1359 and encodes 452 amino acids.